Orbicella faveolata is the source of this 5425-nucleotide messenger RNA. RefSeq lists its product as uncharacterized. The record is from RefSeq and is a predicted model, not a curated record. Lineage: Eukaryota; Metazoa; Cnidaria; Anthozoa; Scleractinia; Merulinidae. Gene Ontology annotation, molecular function: zinc ion binding; NAD+ poly-ADP-ribosyltransferase activity. Gene Ontology annotation, cellular component: nucleus.
AACCUACUGGUCAAUCAAACGAUUACAGAGAGAGCACCGCCUUGGCAGAAAAUAUUUCAAUGUCCACACGAGCAAAUGCCAGGAAAGCGAGCUGUCAGGGCGUUCCUGCUCCUUCUAAGAACGGUUCUGGAAUCAGUUGUGAACCAUCAGAACAAAAAGUGUUUGAAUGCUUGUGCAAAGAUUACGACUGUUCCGUCUCUUUUUCAGUCAUAGCCAAGCGAACCGAUCUGUUUCCGAGCGAAUUUAAAGACAUCGAAUCUUGGUUUCGAAGAAAGAAGGGCAGCUUUCGGUUGACAGAAAACGAUAGAGGAACUAUCCUACAAGUAGAUGCUCUCUCUGCAAAAGCCCGGCUCUGCUUCAGUUACAAUAACGUCUCAGGGACGUGCAAGAAAGCAAGCUGCUCGUACCUACAUGUCUGUAGAGAUUACGUCACCGAUUCCUGUCGUGAUGGAGCAACAUGCAUGCGGAAUCACUACUUCCACAAUGAGAAGGACAAAGCUUUGCUGUCGAGGAUCAAGCUUGAUCAAUUAACAGACAAGCAACUCAGUCGGCUAGUACGUUCCUCAGCACCUCUGGUAUGUGUCGAAUACAACCAUGGUAUAUGCGAUCGUGGAGAUGAUUGCCCUAGAAUUCACAUGUGUAGUGACCACUUAAAAAAGUGCCACACAGAAGGAUAUGACUGCGAGUUAGAUCAUGAAUCUGCCAUGACCUCUAACCACACCCAAACAAUUCUUGAACGUUACCACAUGGAGCACAUGAAGUCAGAUGUCGUGAAGAGGAUUGUACUAGUUUAUGAUGACUCAACUAAGGUCAAAGAAGCAGGUCAUGUUCAUCACUAUAAGCCAGAUACACCCAUCUGCUCAGAUUUCAUUCUCGGUAAAUGCAAGAAAGGCUUCAAAUGUCCAGGACAUCACUGCUCUUUGGCUUUCCACUGGCAAUACAAACUUCCACAUGAGGAAUGGAAGAGCUUCAAUGAGACGGACAACGAGAAGCUGGAGAAAUUCUACUGUGACGUGACGCUCGAGAACUGCUCAGCUACAGGCUUUCAGAUUUCUCUUGAAAGCGAUGGCUUCCUAUUGCUAGAUGAAGGAUAUGACGUGAACUUUCUGCUUGAUAAUAAGAUGAUGAUUAUACAGAAAGAUUUUGACGUCAUGGCCAACAUAAGGCGACUCUCCUCUGAGUCGUACGCCAGCAAUCCUGCGAACCCUGUGGCUACUGCGUGGACCUGGUACUGGCAGAAUGAGAGUGGAAUCUGGCUAGAGUACGAUGUGGACCACUUGGACAGGGAUUUGCAGAAACCAAUCGAGGAAGCAUUCUUAAGCAAAGCAAACUGCUUCAGUUUUAAAAUUUCAGACCAAGAUUACAGAUUGUAUUUUUGUUCAACAACUGAGAUGCACCAGGAAAACGUGAGGUAUGGAACUAGAAAGGAAGUGAGGAGAAGACCGGCAGAUUUUAGAUCAAGAGCGGACAUUCAACAACUUAAAAGGUUUGUGCAGAAUACUGAUUUUUACAUGACAAAGAAAAAGGAGAACAUGUUGGCGGUCAAGACUGGGGGCCAAAAGCGAAUCUUUCUGAACGAGAAAAGAUUGUUUCAUGGGACUAGCCCUGAAACCGUGGAGGCCAUCUGUAAACAGAACUUUGAUUGGCGCUUGCACGGAAAGAACGCGACGGUGUAUGGGGAGGGAAGCUACUUCGCUUUGAAUGCCUCUUACAGCGACGCUUACGCCAAGGAAGACAUGAAUUCUUGUCGAUUCAUGUUCGUGGCCAAAGUCCUUGUUGGUUCUUAUACUAAGGGCCACUCCAGUUAUCGAAGACCGCCACAGAAAGAUCCUUCAAACCCAGCGAGCGAUCUGUACGACUCCUGUGUGGAUGACAAAUCAAAUCCAACCAUUUUCGUUGUUUUCGAUACCGAUCAGUUCUACCCUGAGUACAUAAUCAAGUACUCACAUGAGAGUGCUUGGUAUUCAGUAGCAUACCAAGCAGCCCACGGUAGCUAUCAGCAGCCAGUGGGUAGAAAGCCAGUGCCAAAGCCGAGUCUUCCUAAAGCAGCACCAUUGCAAUCCAGAGCUUCUCAGUCGCACACCGCCAGUACCGCGGCCAUGUCAAGAAACUCGAGUACGUCGGUAUAUUCUAGCAGAUCUGGUGUAUCUGUUGGUUAUUCCACAGGCUCGAAUGCUAGUGGAGUAUCAUCAUACAGCACAACAGGUGGAUCCACCUCUGGUUCAUCGAGUGGUUAUAAUACUUCUUCAGCUUCAAACGCCGCUAGCACGCGACACCAAAGCACGGUUCUGUUAACUUCAACCUCAUCUGAAUAUAAGGAAAUGGAGAUGUUUUUUAAGAAAACAGUAAACAAGAGCGUGGUCAUCAAAAGCAUUGAACGUGUACAGAACCCGUUCAUGUGAGAAAAGUAUCAGAGGAAAAAGGAGAACAUGCUUGCCGUCAAGACUGGAGGCCACAAACGAAUCAUUCAGAUCGAGAGGAGAUUGUUUCACGGAACUAGCCCUGAAACCGUGGAGGCCAUCUGCAAACAGAACUUUGAUUGGCGCUUACACGGAAAGAACGCAACCAAGUAUGGGGAGGGAAGCUACUUCGCUUUGAAUGCCUCUUACAGCGACGCUUACGCCAAGGAAGACAUGAAUUCAUGUCGAUUCAUAUUCGUUGCCAAAGUCCUCGUUGGUUCUUAUACUAAGGGCCACUCCAGUUAUCGAAGACCGCCACAGAAAGAUCCUUCAAACCCAGCGAGCGAUCUGUACGACUCCUGUGUGGAUGACAAAUCAAAUCCAACCAUUUUCGUUGUUUUCGAUACCGAUCAGUUCUACCCUGAGUACAUAAUCAAGUACUCACAUGAGAGUGCUUGGUAUUCAGUAGCAUACCAAGCAGCCCACGGUAGCUAUCAGCAGCCAGUGGGUAGAAAGCCAGUGCCAAAGCCGAGUCUUCCUAAAGCAGCACCAUUGCAAUCCAGAGCUUCUCAGUCGCACACCGCCAGUACCGCGGCCAUGUCAAGAAACUCGAGUACGUCGGUAUAUUCUAGCAGAUCUGGUGUAUCUGUUGGUUAUUCCACAGGCUCGAAUGCUAGUGGAGUAUCAUCAUACAGCACAACAGGUGGAUCCACCUCUGGUUCAUCGAGUGGUUAUAAUACUUCUUCAGCUUCAAACGCCGCUAGCACGCGACACCAAAGCACGGCAACCAGAUCUUACUUGGGUGCAUCUAUUAAUUGUUAUUCCUCCUCAGCUUCAAACACUUCUGGCACAACGUACCAAAGUGCAGCAAGUGGAGCGUACUCUGGCACAUCGAAUGGUUAUUACACUUCAUCACCUUCAAGCUCUUCUAGCACACCAUACCAGAACACAACUAGCAGAUCAAACCCCUAUGGCCCAUCGACGCAGUCUGGUGGCAUGUAUCGUAGCUCCUCAAAGGACAAAAGCAAAUGUUCGGUUAUGUAACUGUAAUACGAGUCUGUGUGUUUUGAAGUGAUGGAGGUAUGUGUGCCGUAAUACCUUUGGUCCGUAACAAUGUUCUGUUAAAGGUUAACACAAUGAUGCUAGUACUAAAUCCUUUUUACAAGAUGGCAUUAUAGAUUAAAUUUGAUUGGUUCUCUCCCAAAAUACUUCUGCACUGUCACACUGCAUCGAGCACAUUUAGAUCAGAUGCAAUGGUAGAUCAAUACAACUUUUAUUUGGCUUUCAUUGAUUUUGCUUUUUAGUUGAUACUACUUAUCUCGUCAGGAAAUUCAAGUUCUUGUAUAUGGGGGAUAAAUUUAUAUCUACGAUAAAUACAGUUUAAGGAUCCCCGAAGGCGUGGGCCUUGGUUGUUGAAAUAUGUGGUCGGGUCAACAGGCUUUUUGAUAUGAUACUUACCAAGCCUUUGUUUAGACCGAACGAGUGUCAGUUUCGAAGGGGUGGUACUUUUCUAUGUGUUAGAUGCAUGGUCACAAAUUCAUGUACGUCCACAUCCCUGGACCGGUACCAUCGCCCUUGAAAUCCUACGUUAAAAAGAUGAAAAGUUCCUUUGAAGGUUCAGAAGUACAAAAAACAAAAACAAAGAUCUUACGAGAGGAAUCCUACCAAAAACCGGAAAUAUGGAAAAGUAGUAGCUGGAUCACAGAGGUGGCAGUUUAUUUUUCUUCUCAACGAGAGAAGAUGGAGUCUCGCGUUCUGUAUUUGACAUGUAACAAAUGAAAAAUUAAAACAAACAAACAAACAAACAAAACAAAACAAAAAAAACAAUUGAGAAAAAGAACUGAAAAAUAAGGAAACAUGUGGGUUAUUAUUUUCCCAGUAAUACCUAGAAGCUUGUAAAUCCUCUGAUUAGGUUUCUCAACCUGAAAGGUAUGGAGGAUUACAGAAUGAAAAACAAAAACAAACAAAAACAAACAAACAAACAAACAAACAAACAAAUGAGUUCAGUAACACUAAAUAAGCCGCAAAACAAACAAAGAAAUGAGCAAAUACAAAACAUUACAAACAAAAAAUAUUUUGACAAUAUAGAAGGGCCACAGCCAGUAUGAAUCAUGGUAAAAUAUAAAAACGUUCUGCGGCUAAAAGUAUAUAAAAAACACAAGCUUUGGACUGUCUUAACUACAGUCUUGAGCGGGCGAAAUGGUGCUAAAAAUUCGAAAAUAUAGUGUGAUAAAAUACAUUAGACUAAAAUACGAUAGAAAACAAUGGAGUAAGAUUAUGGAACAAACUUAAGACUUUUUGUUAAAAAGAAUGCUAUAUUGUCCUGAGAGUGGACAAUAACGCCUCCAUCAUUGACAAAAGCAACAAUCAAAUCUGAAAGUUCCUGGAUUCCUGGCAUGUCAAGUCAACCCCCACUGCGGACAAUAACUCUUGUCCACUCCCAGGACAAAACAGCAUUCUUUUUAACAAAAAAUCUUAAGUUUAUUUAAUAAUUUUACUCUAUUGUGUUUUAUCGUAUUUUAGUCUAUUGUAUUUUAUUGCGCUCUAUUUUAGAAUUUUUGGCGCCUUUAUACCAUUUUGUUGUCUAAAUAUGAUUCGUUAGUUGUCAAGGUCGAUCUGCUUGUUGUUAGACUUAUCUCCAUUUUCAAUACAUGGGGUUAUAUAAGGAGAUGAGAUAAUAAGCUAUAUUAAUGGAUAAACAUAAGGGCACAUACCUAUAGCGGGCGCUCAGCAGCUAGGGAACAAAAACAUAUGUUACAAUAUAAUAUUUGCAAGGUUAAUUAACUGAAGAAACAAGAAAUGCAAAUUAAUAUUUGUGAAAUUCUAAGGUUUUUGACUGGAGUUGAAAAAUUUUCCCUGUCUUGAGGACGAGCUAUAUUAAUUUAAGGGACCAAUACCAAAAAAGAUUAAAAGUAAUGUCAGUCGACGUUUCGAUGCAUCAAGCAUCAUUCUCAAGAUUGAUUGAGGUCGUCAAUUGGCAUUGCUUUUAAUCUUUCUUGUCAAAUGUUUAAGAAGCAACUCAUUAA